AUGGAACGCCGAAUUCGAAAAGACCCCGGAGGUGAAUCUCUCCCACCAGCAUCGUCUGAUCUCCAUCCGCGUGGAGAAAACGGAAACAGCGAUGACGGUAGUAGAAUGAAAAAGGCAGCUGGUUCUGAAACAACGAGCAGCCAUGGAUGGAUCUGGAUGUCCAUGCUGGCGACGCUAUACGGCCUGCAGCCUGUGAUCAUGCGGAAAUGCCUAAGCGCUGACGCCAUCAUCGUCAGCCAAGUUAUGGCUGUCGACGUCGCCAAGAUCAUCUGUUCGCUCGCUGUGGUGCUUCUUGACGGAUCAGCCUGGCGGCUAUGGCGCAGCUGGCGGAUAAAAGAGUUCCUCCAAGGCUCCAUGGUGCCGGCUUUUGUGUACACGGUGCAGAACGUGCUUAUCAACAUCGCCUAUCGCCACCUGCACCCGGUCACCUUCGCCAUGUUGUCUCAGACGAAGCUUCUCUUCACCGCCUUGUUCAACUUCAUUUUCCUCAGGCAGAAGCAGUCCGUCCGCCAGGUCUUGGCCCUGCUCACCAUGCUCGUAGCAGCUGUGCUACUCUCCAUAGCCGAUCAUGUAGAACUCUCGCUCUCCCUCUUUGGGGGCGAGGGAACGGGAGACGGGAAGUUGGGAAAAGAGGGAGCAGGAAGCGGCAAGGCUAGUGCAGGUGGAGGAGGUGGAAGUGGAGGGUUGACGGAGAGUCUAGCAGCGUCGGUUGUGUUUGGAGUGGUUCCCAUGCUGGCAGCGUCUGUCACGUCUGGGUUUGGCUCCAUGUACUGCCAGUGGGUCUCCCAGGUGAAGGGCCGCAGUUCCUACCUGAUGACAAUCGAGAUGUCCUCCUUCAGCUUCUGCCUCCUCCUCGCCUCGCUCCUUCUCUUCCCAUCGUCACAUGACGCUGUGCGCAUGAGGCAAUUCGGUUUCUUCCACGCCUGGACCCUCCUCUCCACGGUGCCCAUAUUGACCAACGCGCUGGCAGGUAUCCUCGUGGGGGUGGUGGUGCAGGUGUCUGGAGGGCUGAAGAAGGGUUUCGUGAUGAUAAUAGCGCUGCUGGUGACAGCAGCAGCCCAGCUGCUUCUUGAAGGAGAGCCUCCCCCGCUGCUCGUGUGGGUUGCCUUCCCCUUGGUAGUGGCCAGCACUCACGUGCAUGCUGCAUACCCAUACGUGGAGAGAAAGGAUUCAGAUCGAAGGAAGGCAGAGUAG
Messenger RNA from Closterium sp. Yama58-4, 1194 nucleotides. The record is from the annotation of a GenBank genome assembly. NCBI's taxonomy places the organism in Eukaryota, Viridiplantae, Streptophyta, Zygnematophyceae, Desmidiales, Closteriaceae.